AUGGUGGCCGCGAGCGAAGGCAGAGCGAUGGUGCCUUUGCAGCGAGCACCAAGCAAUACCUCGCUUGCUCACCUUCCUGCCCUUCCUCCUGCCUGCUCUCACCUGCUGCUCUCACCUGCUGCUCUCACCUGCUGCUCUCACCUGCUGCUCUCACCUGCUGCUCUCACUGCUGCUCUCACCUGCUGCUCUCACCUGCUGCUCUCACCUGCUGCUCUCACUGCUGCUCUCACCUGCUGCUCUCACCUGCUGCUCUCACCUGCUGCUCUCACCUGCUGCUCUCACCUGCUGCUCUCACUGCUGCUCUCACCUGCUGCUCUCACCUGCUGCUCCUGUCCCAGGAAGAUUGAAGCACUUGCUUCAGCCACGUCACUCACUAUACAGCUCUCCCCGCCACCCGUCUUCUUAAGUGGCGACACUGCCGUGCCACGUGGCACUCAGGAGCUGCCACUCCAGCCGCUGAGGCUCAGUGUGGCCGGAGGGCAGAGGGAGGAGGAUCAGGCAAGAGGGACCGCCAUGCGCCCCCGUCACGUCAACAGAUGUCGCAUCUUCAUGGGAGUCAGGCAAGACGCAUUGCGCUUCGACGCGGGAGGCGCGGAGGGCGGAUGA
Closterium sp. Naga37s-1 is the source of this 606-nucleotide messenger RNA. Lineage: Eukaryota; Viridiplantae; Streptophyta; Zygnematophyceae; Desmidiales; Closteriaceae. The record is from the annotation of a GenBank genome assembly.